AUGUUUGAAAACUAUUUCAUCCAAUUGGAGCCUGUUAAAGCUGCAAUAUUGGAUGCAGGCAUUGAUCCUGAUCUUGCGGCUGCCACUCAGACUGAUAAACAACGGCUUUCAGCUCCAACGAAACCUCGAACCUCCACCAAAGUAGAAAAGGCUCAGGCCAAGUGGGAAGCACUCAACACAGCCACUUUACGGUACCAGCAGAAACACCUCUCCAAAAUCAAGAAAGGAAAUCGGAAGAAUCAUCAGUCUUUGCUUGACAAUGUAGAACUUCAAAAAUUACUCUUCAUGUGGGCAGCAUCUCAAGUCGCUGGUCAUGUGACUCCGAUAACAUUCCGCCAGCAUGUCAUAGACAAAUUAUUCCCUCAGUUCAACAUUCAGGAAGGCCUUAGCUGCAGUGCUUCAACUUGUUGGAUGAUCAAACUUGGAUACCGACCUCAAGAGUAUCAAAAGUGCCUCUACUUUGAUGGGCACAAACAACCCAAUGUUUUUGAAUCCAGAAAGAAAUAUAUCAAAGAUUUCCUCUCUUAUUGGAAGCGAUCCAGGGUAUAUGGGGGUGAUGAUCUUGAAGAUGCCGCACAAGUCAACCCUGAAGCGCUAGGCAAUGGAAAAGAAACUGUCUUCAUAUUCCAUGACAAAUCGACUGUCCAUGCAAAAGAGAAGCCAAAAUCAAGCUGGUUGCUUCCUGGUAGCCGCGAAAUCCGAGAAAAGAAUGCUGGACGGCUCAUUCAUAUCUCAGACUUUAUUCUUGAAACAACAGGAAGGCUGAAACUCCCUGAAGAACAGGCUCAAGCACUCAAUCUUGAAUCAAAUGAUGCUGCCACUGUCAUUUAUCCUGGGUCAAAUGGGGAUAAAUGGUGGGACAUGGAACAACUUUGCGAUCAAGUCUCCAACAAGGCCAUUCCAAUUUUUGAAAGCCUUCACCCAGACUCCCAGGCAAUUUUUGUUUUCGACUGUUCAUCAGCACAUGGUGCAUUUUCCAAAACAGCUUUGAGAGCGGCAAACAAUCUUGACUCCGAGACUCAGUUAUUCCCUCUGACGACCCAAUCAUCCCCCAUCAUCUUCGUGGCCUUCCACAGCAAUUCUGCUAUGAUUCUUCACACCCUGAUCCUAAACAAGCCGGUCAACCAAAAGGAAUUCAAGUAA
Puccinia graminis f. sp. tritici CRL 75-36-700-3 is the source of this 1143-nucleotide messenger RNA. RefSeq lists its product as uncharacterized. The record is from RefSeq and is a predicted model, not a curated record. The transcript is spliced from 5 exons. The coding region runs from base 1 to 1143 and encodes 380 amino acids. NCBI's taxonomy places the organism in Eukaryota, Fungi, Basidiomycota, Pucciniomycetes, Pucciniales, Pucciniaceae.